CCAUGCUCAAAUAACAGCCUCCCGUACCAGUUUUAGAGUUGACGGCGAUUUUUCUUACUUUAUCUCCUUUCUAUUCAUCUCUCUUUCUCUCUCUCUCUCUCGUUACUAUGCAAUUGACGAGACAAAGCUUUCAAUUCCUUCCAAGUUCGUAAACUAGCUAAGCGUCCUUUCCGGACCCAAAGGAACGCCAAAACCCUAGCUAAUUAACUUCUCCCCUUCUCUCUCUCUCUCCGGUCGGAAUUCAGCUGAAUUCCCGAUUUCGAGCACUCCGAAUAAGAAGAUCAUUUUUUGUAUUAUGGACGAUGGGGAUCAAUCCGAUUCAACGAUCGUGUUUGCUGGUGACUCAAGCUGGGCGCUCAGGUCUGACUCCGAUGGAGUCUACUUCUUCACCAACCACCGAGAAAGCAGCAUACUCAGUGAGUUCAACUGGAAUCUUCAUCCGGAUGAUCAGAACCGGAAUAUUGGCUUCUGCGAUGGAUCUGAUUUGGCGGGAGGCUUAGGAUUCCCGGACGUCGAUAACAAGUGCAAUAACAGCAACAACGCCUUGCAAAGCUCCGACCCGCCCCUUCUAGUUGGUUCAGAGAGUAAAGCGGGUGGAAACACAGCCCCGAUCAACCCUUCGGUGUCUUCCAGCUCAAGCGAAGGUCCGCCGGAGAAGUCCACGGGCUCCUGCAUAACACCGCCCGAGAAACCGAAUAAGGUUAGAAAGAGAGGGCAAAAGCGAGUCCAGCAGCCACGUUUUGCGUUUGUGACGAAGAGCGAGGUUGAUCAUCUUCAAGAUGGCUACCGAUGGCGCAAAUAUGGACAGAAGGCUGUUAAAAAUAGCCCAUUUCCUAGGAGCUACUACCGCUGCACAAAUAGCAGAUGCACCGUAAAGAAGAGAGUGGAACGCUCAUCUGAAGAUCCCACUGUCAUAAUAACAACAUACGAAGGCCAACAUUGUCAUCACACAGUACUUGGAUUUCCCCGAUCAGGUCAUGGAGUCAUUAAUAUUCAUGAUCAGAACUUUAUAACUAGUAGUACUAGUGGUACUAGUACUACUGCUGGGCAGUUGGGCGCUGCUCCUCUGGUUUCACAAUUUUAUUAUCCAAAAGUUCUUCAUGAGUUACCUAAAGAUCAAAAUCCUUUUAGCACGACACAUGAGUACUACUCAACUCAUCAUUAUCAUCAACAGAUCAUACCACAUCAUGAAGUUGGUAAAAUAUCCCAUGCAUUUCCAGAACCAAUCCCACUAAAGCUGGCUCCUACUGAUGAAGGACUACUUGGGGACAUGGUACCUCCUAACAUGCGCAACCGAUCAUAAUAAGAAAGCAUGAACUAUAUAUGGGUGACCUUUGCUCCCUUACAACAACUGCUUGUAUUGGAGCACGCACUGACGAUCGAGAUCAGCCAUCCACGCGUAGUAAUGAUAUAGCAUUAUGCAUGCAUGGCAGGACAUGAAUGAUAUGCUAAUUCUGAUUAUGAUAUAUAAAUACUGUGAAUUUAUAAUUGCUAAUUACCCGAUCUUUCUCAAAUUUCUAUCUCGAACUUCAAUGAUUAAACACUGUCGAUUUGUACAGGACAUGCAUGCUGUGGGUAGAUGGAACUAUAGCUAGCAGACAGUAGUACUAUAUCCAUCUUCAAAUUAGACAUUAAUGUAAUGACAAAAGCAAUUUUCA
Messenger RNA from Carya illinoinensis, 1658 nucleotides. Its product is annotated as probable WRKY transcription factor 57. The record is from RefSeq and is a predicted model, not a curated record. NCBI's taxonomy places the organism in Eukaryota, Viridiplantae, Streptophyta, Magnoliopsida, Fagales, Juglandaceae. Gene Ontology annotation, biological process: regulation of DNA-templated transcription. The transcript is spliced from 4 exons. Bases 296 to 1303 code for a protein of 335 amino acids. Gene Ontology annotation, molecular function: sequence-specific DNA binding; DNA-binding transcription factor activity.